Messenger RNA from Mycotypha africana, 207 nucleotides. Its product is annotated as homeobox domain-containing protein. Gene Ontology annotation, biological process: cell differentiation; regulation of transcription by RNA polymerase II. The annotation marks the transcript as partial. The record is from RefSeq and is a predicted model, not a curated record. Gene Ontology annotation, molecular function: RNA polymerase II cis-regulatory region sequence-specific DNA binding; DNA-binding transcription factor activity, RNA polymerase II-specific. NCBI's taxonomy places the organism in Eukaryota, Fungi, Mucoromycota, Mucoromycetes, Mucorales, Mycotyphaceae. The transcript has a single exon.
AUGGAAGAUUUCAGAGCGACCUUCUACAAUCCUUUCGAAAUCAAACACCGGCGUCGUACUUCUAGAGCACAACUCAAAGUAUUAGAAAAGUCUUUUUCAGAGAACCCCAAACCAAAUGCAACCGUUCGUCGACUACUUGCCCAGCAGUUAGAUAUGACCCCACGUGGAGUUCAGAUUUGGUUUCAAAACCGUAGAGCUAAAGCCAAA